Molecule: messenger RNA, 4157 nt
Organism: Dufourea novaeangliae
Lineage: Eukaryota; Metazoa; Arthropoda; Insecta; Hymenoptera; Halictidae
Product: multidrug resistance-associated protein 4
Exons: 18
Coding region: 1-4083 (1360 amino acids)
Biological process (GO): transmembrane transport
Cellular component (GO): membrane
Molecular function (GO): ATP hydrolysis activity; ATP binding; ABC-type transporter activity
Source: RefSeq, a predicted model, not a curated record
AUGGAUGCUAGUAAGAAGUAUGAGAAUCCUAAUCCCAAACUGUCGGCGAAUUUUUUGAGUAAACUAAUAUUUUGGUGGUUGAAACCGUUGUUUUGGCACGGAAGAAAACAUGAUCUUCAAGUCAAAGAUAUAUAUAAUGCCAUGCCAGAGGAUGUUAGUCACCAUCUGGGAGAUAAACUUGAAGGGAAUUGGCUUAAUGAAAUUGGAACGGCUGAAGAAACUGGCAGAAAGCCUAAACUUUUUAAUGCUUUGCAAAAAACAUUUGCAUGGUCAUUCUGUUAUUAUGGAGGAUGGCAGUUCUUCUUGGCAGUUGUUGUGAAGGUUUUACAACCGUACGUGUUAGGUCUACUUAUCUGGCAUUUUGAUCCGAGAGCAACAUCCACUGCCUCAGAAGCAUACAGUUAUGCUUCAGUCGUUAUGAUUUUAGCUUUAAUCGGUGCUUUAAUUGUUCAUCAUUCAAAUUUUGGUUUAAUGCAAGUUGGUAUGAGAAUGAGAAUAGCUUGCUCCUCUUUGAUGUACAGAAAGAUACUACGCUUAUCAAAGUCUUCUACUAAUGUCACAACCCCUGGACAGAUUAUAAAUUUAAUGUCAAACGAUGUGUCUAGAUUUGAACAGUUGUUUGUUAUGUUACAUUAUAUUUGGAUUCUACCGAUUCAAGGUGCUCUAAUAACUUUCAUGAUUUGGGAAAGUGUGGGAAUUGCUUGUCUAGCUGGUGUCUUCCUCAUAAGUGUGCAAACUAUACCGUUGCAAGGAUACAUGGGAAAAUGGAUAUCAAAGUUGCGAUUAAAAAUCGCAAUUAGAACAGAUGAAAGAGUGCGCUUAAUGACAGAAAUUAUCAGUGGUAUUCAAGUAAUUAAAAUGUAUACUUGGGAAAAACCAUUUGAAAAACUUGUUAGCAUUGUCAGAAGUCAUGAAGUGGAUGUUCUUACCAUUUCAUCAUACCUAAGAGGUUUCACAUUAGCUACUUUUGUGUUCACCGAGCGAUCAACAUUGUAUUUUACUGUUAUGGCGUAUGUACUUCUUGGAAACAAUAUAUCCGCGGAUAAAGUGUUUUCAAUUGCCCAGUACUUUAAUGUUCUUCAACUUACAAUGGCCAUAUUAUAUCCAAUGGCUGUAUCAUCCGCCGCAGAGGCUAGUGUGUCCAUUAAGAGACUCGAGAAUUUCUUGUUGUUAAAAGAGAACCGUAAGGUGAACAACUCCAAAGAAGUCACUGGAGAUGGCAGUAUUUUACUUAAAAGUAUUACAGCAUCUUGGACGGAGAAUGCAAUUGUAAAUACGUUACACGAUAUUAAUAUUCAAAUAGAAUCAGGAAAACUUUAUGCUGUUGUCGGUCUGGUUGGUGCUGGAAAGAGUUCUUUUUUGCAGUUGAUUUUAAGAGAACUGCAACAAUCGGACGGAGAUAUUCGAGUAAACGGUAGUGUAUCAUAUGCCAGCCAGGAGUCCUGGUUAUUCUCUGGCACUGUACGCAACAAUGUACUUUUUGGACAGCCUUAUGAUCAAAAGAAAUACAAUGAAGUUGUUAGAGUGUGUGCUCUCAACAAAGAUUUUCAACAAUUCAAUUACGGCGACAAAACUUUGGUUGGAGAUAGAGGCGCGUCACUCAGCGGUGGACAACGCGCAAGAAUUAAUUUGGCGAGGGCUGUAUACAGGGACAGUGACAUUUAUUUGCUAGACGAUCCAUUAUCCGCAGUAGACACCCACGUUGGAAAACACUUAUUCAAUGAAUGUAUUAAGAACUACCUUCACGAUAAAACAAGGAUUCUUGUCACGCAUCAAGUACAAUAUCUGAAAAAUUGUGACUAUAUUAUUGUAUUAAAUAACGGUAAAAUUGAAUUUGACGGUACGUUUGCAGAACUUAAAAAUAUGAAACUAGACUUCUUAAGUAUGCUUUCGACGGAAGAGGAGAAACCAGACACAGUAACCGUACAAACCGGUGAAAAUCAUACGUCGCCCGAUAUAUCUCUUAAUUCCGGCAAUUCUAAAGACGAUGAUGAAGCAGAGCCACAAGAAACGGAAGAAUUAAUGGGCAAAGGGAACAUUUCAAAAUCGCUUUAUUGGCAAUAUUUCCGAGCCGGUGGAUCGAUUCUAAUGAUCUUAGGUUUUCUUGUCGCUUUAAUUUUAGGACAGUUAGGAAGUAGUGGUAGCGAUUAUUUCGUUGCAUAUUGGACAAAGCAAGAAGAAAUGCACGUCAAAAAUAAUAUUAAUCACACGUUACAAAUAUUUACACAAAAUACUACCUCACCUCGUACGCUUAUGGAAGAUGCAAAUGCACUGAUUAACGGAACGCUUAAUUCAGGCAUAGAUAACUUCAACGAAACGGUCUCGGAAUUAUUAAUAAGCUCAGACAACAGUAGUUUUGAUAACAGUUCAUGGAUUAUUAACACGGGACCGCGUAACCAGUAUUUCCUCGAUUAUGCCACUGCCUUAUGGAUUUACGGAGGUUUAAUUCUUGCGAGUAUAAUCAUGACCUCGGUUAGAAAUAUCAUAUUUUACAAAAUAUGUAUGAAUUCCAGUAGAAAUCUUCAUAAUCUUAUGUUCUCAUCUUUACUGAAAGCACCGAUGCUGUUUUUUGAUACGCAUCCCUCUGGUCGUAUUCUAAAUCGUUUUUCAAAAGACGUUGGAGCAGUUGAUGAAAUUUUACCGAGAACAAUGAUCGAGUCCAUUCAGAUAUUCGCUGUAAUGGUUGGGAUUCUAGCUCAAGUACUUAUCAUUAAUUGGUGGACUGUAUUCCCGAUGCUUAUCAUGGGUUUCUUAUAUUGGCAAAUACGAAAUAUUUAUCUUAACACUGCACAAGAUAUGAAACGUUUCGAAGGAACGACGAAAAGUCCUGUGUUCUCGCACGUUAGCUCUUCGUUAUUAGGUUUAAGUACAAUUCGUUCAUCCUCGGCCCAAGAUAUGGUCCGUAAGGAAUUUGAUAUUCAUCAAGAUCUUCAUACCAGCGCCUAUUACUUGACUAUCGCUACAAGUACCGCUUUCGGAGUCGCACUGGAUAUUGUUUCCCUUUGUUUCAUUGCCUUCAUUAUAUACAGCUUCAUUGUAAUUGACGAUGGAAAUAUAUUCGCGGGAAACGUUGGUUUGGCCAUAUCGCAAGUGUUGAUUUUAUGCGGAAUGCUUCAACAUGGAAUGCGACAAACUGCGGAGACAAUAGCACAGAUGACCAGCGUAGAACGAAUUUUACAAUUUACACAACUCGAUAAAGAGGGACCAUUUGAAAGCGAGCCUAACAAAAAGCCAUCGGUGCAGUGGCCUUCGAAAGGAGAAAUUCGUUUCGAUCAGUUGUCUUUGUGCUACGACGAUUUAGCGCCUUCUGUCCUUAAAAACUUAACUUUCCUUAUCAAAGCCGGUGAAAAGGUAGGAAUAGUUGGUCGUACUGGCGCAGGCAAAACUUCGCUGAUAUCAGCUCUAUUCAGAUUAGCUAAAUUGGAAGGCAAAAUUUGUAUAGAUGAUUUGGAUACGAAACAAAUAGGUCUACAUGACUUGAGAAAAAAAAUCUCUAUUAUCCCGCAAGAACCAAUAUUGUUCUCGGCGACGCUUCGUGAUAAUUUGGAUCCGUUUCAUAAUUACGACGACGCUACACUUUGGGCCGCCCUUGAAGAUGUGGAAUUGAAAUCGAGCGUAUCGACCCUCGAUUAUUUCGUUGAACAAGGAGGAAGUAAUUUCAGCGUGGGCCAACGACAGUUACUUUGUCUAGCAAGAGCAAUCAUAAGGAACAACAAGAUUCUUCUUCUUGACGAGGCUACCGCUAACGUAGACCCUACGACUGAUGCCUUGAUACAAAAAACUAUCAGACAAAACUUCAAGGACUGCACAGUAUUAACUAUAGCACACAGAUUAAACACAAUAAUGGAUAGCGAUAAAGUCCUAGUAAUGGAUCGUGGGCAAGUGGUUGAGUUUGAUCAUCCGUACAUUCUGCUUCAAAAUGAACAGGGACAUUUCACCAGCAUGUUGAAAGAAACUGGAAAAGUGAUGUUUGAGCAACUGAGGAAAGUCGCAGAAGAGGCGUACAACGAUACUUUUACACAAACAGAAUACCAAUUGCAUCCAUUGGGGCUCAAUGGAAAUACUAUUGUAAACGGCAAAUAAGUGAACAUUGAUGUACUUAUUAUAGGAAAGUACUUACUAUCCGUUGCAACUACUUUUACGAUUAAUCUAUUUGU